Messenger RNA from Trichomonas vaginalis G3, 675 nucleotides. RefSeq lists its product as uncharacterized. Gene Ontology annotation, molecular function: nucleic acid binding. Lineage: Eukaryota; Parabasalia; Trichomonadida; Trichomonadidae. Gene Ontology annotation, biological process: DNA integration. The coding region runs from base 1 to 675 and encodes 224 amino acids. The transcript has a single exon. The record is from RefSeq and is a predicted model, not a curated record.
AUGGAUCUGUCAAAGUACUCAAUUUCCAACAAUACGGUUAAACGGAUUUACUCCCUCUUAAAUUUGAAGCAAGAAAAAUCUGAUCGUCCCUCCGCCAAAUAUUACACGCCUUACGAAGCUGUAUUGCCAAACACUAUUUGGCAUGUUGAUAUCCAUUUUUUAUAUGGAGCUCAGCAUCUUCCAGUUUACGGAAUAAUCGACGAUAAAAGUCGAUUUUUAAUUGCUCUCAAAUUAUUACCGUCCAAAAGUUCCAAAGAAACAGUUAAGGUUGCUCAAGAAGCAAUAAGCCAACACGGAAAACCGUUUUGUUUUUGGUCGGACAAUGGCGGAGAAAAUAACGGAUUAUUUACAUUGUGGCUCUCAAGAAAUUACAUCGAAAUUCGCCACACAUUACCACACAUGCCACGCCAGAAUGGCAAAAUUGAACGUUUGUGGCCAACCCUCGAGAGAAAUAUUCCACAUUCAGAUAACCACCAAAACAUUCAAAAGUUAUUGGAUGAAUUCAAAAAUUUAUACAAUUCAAUUCCUCACAAAACUCUGCCAUCAAAUGGUUUUCGCCCAAUGACACCACAAGAAGUUUACACAAGUAUACCCAAAUGGAACAGAACAAAGAAGGCCGAAUGGUUGGUGACAAGAAACGGUCAUCAAACUAAACAAGAAAUUCCAUCCCAUUAA